CCCAGCACUCGUACUGAUAUAAGCAUCCCUUCAUCCCGUCUUCCUCUCAGGCACUCUUCAUGGUCAGCUACAGCUAUGAACAUGAAGCCUCUCACGGUGUGUUUGGCUUUUUGUGCUGCAGUCUUGGCAGUAUGCCAUGGUUGUUCAACAGGAAAGGAGUUCAUCACCACAUUUCUUCCUAAUUUCAAGCACAGAACUAUAAAAGAUCACAGCCUCCAUGUGGUUCUGACAGCUCAGGACUCGGCAGCCAAAAUUCACAUACAGGUGGCUUCAGUGGGUUUCUCUCAGCGGCUGACUCUCUCUGCAGGUGAAAGCCGUUGGGUUUCUCUGCCAUGUAGAUCUGAGCUGCAGAGGCAGUUUGUUACUGCAAAGUCAGCGGUUCGAAUCUCAUCCAGUGCUGCAAUCUCUGUGGUGUCCUUCAACCGACGCAAAGCAACAGGAGAUGGCACAGUGAUUUCCCCAGUAGAGGAGCUGGGUACUGAAUACUUUGUGUACACACCCUCAGGAGGCCCCUAUUGCAUGGACAAACUGGUGGCUAUUGUUAAUGGCAAUAGCCAGAAUAAGAUCACCAUCAUACCUCAUGCUAAUGUGAAGCUCAGGGGUUUUUCACGGUGGUAUCGUGGGAGGCCAGUGACAGUUAACUUGGCACCCUAUGAUACCUACCUGGUGCGAAGUCAUAACAGUCUGACAGGCAUGCAGAUUCGAUCCCAGAAGCCCAUAGCUGUGCUGGCAGGCCACCAGUGUCUGUCUUUGGUUCGUUUUUGUGACCAUGUGUAUGAACAGCUCCCCGCUGUGGCACAACUGGGCAAAGAAUACAUUAUACCCAGGACUGGCUACUGUAAGGCCAGAAACUGGGCAGCCAUAGUGGCUGUUGAAGGCAACACUGUGGUGACACUGCAAAAGGGCCUACACUCAGUAAAACAGAGACUAAGAAGACCUGGGGAUGUCAACAUGCAGAGGGUGUCCUUAAAACAGCCAAUGGUUGUCAAGAGCAACAGGAAAGUCAUGGUGCUGCUUCUGAGCAACAACAGUCCAUAUGACCCGUUCCUAAUAACAGUGACUCCUACCAGCAGGUCUGCCACUGACUGGGCUGUGGAUACAGUUGGUGGACUUCAAAAUUUUGUUUCUAUUCUGUCAGAGAGGGAGGGGGCAAGAAGUGUCAAAUUGUGUGUGAGUGGACGCUGCCAAUCACCAAAAUGGAGAAUCCUCCUGGCAGAUAGGAGCUGGGUGUGGUCUAAUGUCCCCAUGGGGACACAGCAGCGUCAUGUGAUGGUGGAAGGUGAUGCCGAAAUGCUUGUCUACGCCUACGGUGGACAACACCGCCAUUCAUAUGGCAUUGCUGGAGUUUGUUCUGAAGGUGGUUCCUCUCCCACACCACCCCCAGAUCCCUGUGAGGGGAUGAAAUGUCGAGUAAAGGAACAUUGCGUGAACGGAGAAUGCGUCCAUGUUUCUACAGCAACCUGCCAUGCAAUAGGUGACCCCCACUACAUGACAUUUGAUGGUCGACACUAUGACUUCCAGGGUUCCUGCACAUACAUCCUGACCACAGUUGCAAAGAUGGCAGCUGACCUUGUGCCUUUUACUGUGACAACUAAGAAUGACCACCGAGGCAACCGUCGAGUUUCAUAUGUGAGGACUGUGACUGUCACUGUUUACAAGCAGACAGUUAUCAUCGGCAGAAUCAAAAAUAGAGUACAGGUGAAUGGAGAGCUUCACUACUUGCCUGUCAGUCUGUUAGGUGGUAAGGUCUCUGUGGUGCAGAGUGGAGUCUAUGCCCAACUCACCACUGACUUUGGCCUGAGUGUGAAAUAUGACUGGAACAUGAGGCUGUACAUCACUGUGCCAUCCUCCUACUAUGAUCAUCUUGGAGGUCUCUGUGGAAACUACAACGGAGACCCAAGCGAUGACCUGCCUGUGAGAAAAGGCUCCACUUUCUCUGCUGUGCUGAAGAUGAUCCAGAAGUGGAAGACGGAUACAUCUGAUCUCUUCUGUCAUGAUAACUGUGCUGGUCGCUGUCCCACAUGUUCACUGAACCUGCAGAAACAUUACAGAAGUUUUAAACUCUGUGGCAUUCUGACAAAACCAAAUGGGCCAUUUUCAGCCUGCCACAAAAAGGUGGGCCCCUCCAUAUACCUGGACAACUGUGUCUAUGAUGUCUGUGUCAACAAAGGUGCCAGACAGAUUCUCUGUGAAAACCUAAAGAGUUACAAUGAUGCCUGUCAGUCAGAAGGAGUGAAAGUCGACCCUCGGUGGAGAAUGGUUACCAAAUGCUUCCCUUCCUGUCCAGCAGGCAGCCAUUAUGAGGCGUGUGGUUCCCCUUGCCCUGCCUCCUGCAUGUCCCUGCAAAGUGGGAAGCUGUGUAAAGGCUCCUGUGUGGAGGGAUGCCAGUGUAAUAAAGGACUGGUGCUUAGUGGAGACAGGUGUGUUCCUAAAUCUCACUGUGGGUGUCAGCAUAAGGGCAUAUAUUAUCCAGCAGCCAGUACUUUCUGGGGUGAUAACACCUGCACAACCAGGUGUGAAUGCUACUAUGGGAAAGCCAAGUGCAAACAGUUUAGCUGUAAGAAGAAUGAGCACUGUGCCUUAAAGGGAGGUGUGAGGAACUGCUACCCAGCAUCCUAUGCAACAUGCCAGGGCACAGGAGACCCCCAUUACCGAAGCUUUGACAAAAAGCACUUUGAUUUCCAGGGCACUUGUACCUAUAUUCUGUCCCAGUAUAAAAAGGUCUCUGGAAAUAACCUGGAACCGUUCCAAGUACUGGUCCAAAACGAGAACAGAGGAAGUAACAAGGCUGUGUCUUACACCAAGUCCAUCUCUCUUACUGUAUUUGGUACCACCAUCAGCAUGAGUCGUUGCAGAUCGGGGAAUAUACUGGUCAACAGUCGAUCAGUGAACCUGCCUUUCUCGAUGGAAGAUGGCAAGCUUUCCGUGUUCCGGAAGGGCUACUUUGGCAUUGUGACAACGAAUUUUGGUUUGACGCUCAGGUUCAACUGGAACAGCCACGUCAGCUUGACUUUGCCCAGUUCAUACUCUGCUGCUACUGGUGGCUUGUGUGGAAACUACAAUGGAAAUCCUGGUGAUGACUUACAGAAACCUGACGGCACUCAGGCUGCACACAUUAAUGCCUUUGGACACAGCUGGCAGGCAGGAGGCACAGCUGGCUGCACUAGUGACUGUCCUGGUGGUAAAUGUCCUGAAUGUGAGCCUGCGCUGCUGCUGCGAUACCAGGGGCAGAACUACUGUGGCCUCAUUGCUAACAAGCUUGGACCGUUUAGACAGUGUCAACGUAAACUGGACAUCACCUCCUUCCUCACAGACUGUGUCUUUGAUUUGUGCAUGUACCAAGGCCAUGCCUCCGCCCUCUGCAACAGCCUAGAGGCUUUCAGCACUUCUUGUCAAGACAUGGGAGCUAAAGUGGAGAGUUGGAGGACCGAACAGUUUUGUCCGCCAUCAUGUGGUGCAAACAGUCACUAUGAGGUGUGCGCCGCCCCCUGCCAGCUGACCUGCAGUGGUCUCGCUCCUCCCGAUGGCUGUGAUGACAGCGCGCCUUGCACAGAAGGCUGUGUGUGUGAUGAUGGAUUCAUGUUGAGUAAUGACAAGUGUGUACCUCUGGCAGAGUGUGGCUGUCUGUAUGAAGGACAGUAUUAUCAAAAUGGACAGGUGUUCUAUCCUGGAGACUCAUGUAAGGUUCGCUGUGUAUGUUCAGAAGCUGGAGUAGUACAAUGUGAUCAUAGCUACCGCUGUUCAGCCAAUGAGAAGUGUGUUGUGAAAGAUGGUUCCGCCACCUGUGCUCCCAGAAGCGUUGGUACCUGUUCUAUAAGUGGAGUCAGAAGUGUCAGGUCCUUUGAUGGACAGACAUAUCCUCUGUGGGGCGACUGUUUGUUCCUGUUGGCAGAAGUGGAGGAGAAGGAAGGAGGUAUGGAAGCCUUCUCUGUCUCUGUCCAGCAGCAGACCUCUAAGAGUGGUGUCGUCUCUCGCAGUGUGGAGCUCAAGGUCUACGACAUGGAAAUCACUCUGGAGACAGGGGUGGUUUGGCAAGUCAAGGUUGAUGACAUCAGAGUCCUCCUUCCUGCGUCACUCAAUGAUGGAAAAAUGCGAGUCAGUCAAAACGGCAUCCACAUCAUCAUUGAGACGGACUUUGAUCUGAAGCUGGCCUUUGACACUCUGGCAGGUGUGUUCUUACAAAUCCCAUCCACCUAUGGCAGCUCAACACGCGGUCUCUGUGGCAACUAUAACGGCGACCUGUCUGAUGAGCCGGCAUCAGCAGGGAAGGGGCCUGCAGACACAGCAGCACUUUGGGUAGAAAAGAAGGAUGACGCUCCAUGUGAGACGGGCUGUGGUCCCAGUCCCUGCCCUGGCCCAGAUGAAGAGAAGGUCCCAAAAGCCAAAAAGGCCUGUGACAUCAUUGAAGCCCCGCAGGGCCCAUUUGCAGAUUGCCACUCGACAGUGUCUCCAACUCCCGACUAUGAAGCUUGUAUCAGGGAGAUGUCCACAAGCAACGGGGACUCAGACCAUAUCCUGUGUCGUCACAUCCAGAAUUAUGUUACCGCCUGUCAACUAGCUGGCGUCAAGAUUAAACACUGGAGGAGCGAUACCUACUGUCCCCUGACGUGUCCAGCAAGAAGUCACUACGAGCUGUGCUCUUCCUGCUCUACCACCUGCUUCUCUCUGCAGAGGUCAGAGCCCUGUCCAGUGUGCCACGAGGGCUGCCAGUGCGACGACGGCUUCAUGUCUGAUGGAGUCCUUUGCGUUCCUAUAGAGAAAUGUGGCUGCUUGGUGGAAGGACAAUAUUAUAGAUCGGGUGUACCAGUGUACCUGCAGGACUGCUCACAGCUCUGUUUCUGCCAGAAUGGAAAGUUCACCUGUAAACCCACAAGUUGCCAGAAGGGAGAGGAGUGCCGCAACAGGGACGGGACAAUGGGCUGCUACCCCAAAGACCCUUGUGCGGAGAUUAAGUGCAGGGUAAAGGAACACUGUAAAGUGGCAGAAGACCAAGGAGUGUGUGAACCUGAUUCCAAGGCUUUAUGCUGGGCUUUUGGCGACCCACACUACACCACGUUUGACGGCUACAUCUACUCAUUCCAAGGAACCUGCACCUACCUUCUCGUCAACACCACAGGUCUUGAUCCGUCCUUGCCAGAAGUAACUGUGACCACCAAGAAUGAGCUCCGUGGGAACUCUGAAGGCUCCUUUGUGCGUUCAGCCACUGUGGACAUAAUGGGCCACCGUAUAUUUAUCCCAUCGGGUGACAGAGGAUUCGUACAGGUGGAUGGUAUUAGGACAGCACUUCCUGUCCUUCUUGAAGAAGGCAGCAUCAGCAUAAUACCAAGUGGAAUAAGAGCCAUACUUCAGACUGAUGUUGGUGUUGAAGUCACUUUUGAUUGGGCGACACUUGUCAUGGUGUCAGUCAGCAGCAGUUACUAUGGUAAUGUCGCUGGGCUCUGUGGCAACUACAACGGCAACAAGGAGGAUGAGCUAACAACCCCUGGAGGCAGCACAGCUGUGAAUGUGACAGAGUGGGCAGGGACAUGGAGCAUCGAAGACUACGAUCCAUUCUGUUACCAUUACUGUGAGGGCGAGUGUCCUCAGUGCUCAGAGGAGGACCGCAAAAGAUACACUGGUCCAAAGUACUGUGGGAUUCUGAGCGAUAAGAAUGGACCUUUCUCUGGUUGUCAUGAUAGCAUACCCGUAGCACAGGCUGUGUCUGACUGUUUGUAUGAUGUCUGCAUCAAUGGAGGACAGCAAGAAGUACUGUGUGAGGCCCUGAGCAACUAUGUGGCAGAGUGCCAGGAAGCUGGAGCAUCACUGCUGCCAUGGAGACAUCUGAGCAAAUGUUCUAUUCCAUGUCCAGCCCACAGCCACUACAAAAUGUGUGGCUCAGCCUGUCCACCCACCUGUAGUCCUCAGCCAGAGGCGUGCCCUAAGAUCUGUGUGGAAGGCUGUUUUUGUGAUCAAGGAUAUGUGCUCAGUGGACAAAAGUGUGUUAUCAGAGAAAAGGGCUGUGGCUGUAACUAUGAUGGUCGAUAUUACCAGCCCGGUGAGGUGUUCUGGGCCGACUCAUUGUGUGAGAAGAAGUGUGUGUGUGAUGCAGCGACACAAAAUGUGAAAUGUGAGCUUACCAAGUGUCGAACAGGAGAGCAAUGCAUUAUUGUAGAUGGAGUCCAAGACUGUUACCCCGUCAGCUUUAAGACUUGCAAUGCACAUGGAGACCCACACUUCAUCACCUUCGAUGGACACAGGUUCGACUUCCAGGGCAACUGUGUCUACAACCUGGCCAGUCUAUGUGGAGAUACUACAGGUCUGAAGCACUUUGAGAUAAACCUGGAAAAUAAUAACCGUGGAAAUAAAAAAGUGUCAUAUGCCAAAGCGGUGACAGUUAAAGUCUAUGGCAUCACAUACAAACUUUCAGUGGACCGCCCAGGCAAAGUGCUGGUAAAUGGACUGGAAAACUCUAUACCAUUCGUCCAUUCAUCCAGUGAUUCAGCGGUCCAGAUUUACCAUAAAUAUAGAAAGGCUGUCCUUGAGACACACUUUCUGAAGGUCUCCUUUGACUUUGCAAGUACAGUGUGGGUGGAGCUGGCAACUAGUUAUAAAGGUGCAACCUGCGGUCUGUGUGGAAACUUUAAUGAUGACCCCGCUGAUGACCUGAAGUUGCCCAAUGGGAAACUGGCUUCUAAUGCCAAUGAGUUUGGAGUGAGCCAGUGGCUGGCAGAUGUGGAGGGCUGCUCCCAUGAGUGUAAAGACUGUGCUCAGCCGCUCCCCACUGACUUCACACCACCCAGCUACACAUCAGUCUGUGAUAUCAUAACAGCAAAGGAUGGACCCCUCGCUGACUGUGUGGACCGAGUAGAUUCAAAGCACUACCGUGAAGACUGCAUCUAUGACAUGGUGCUUAAUGAGGGAAAGCAGGAAGCAGCCUGCAGCAUCAUCAGUAAUUAUGUGGAAGAGUGUCAGAGAGCAGGAGGCUGUGUCAGGUCAUGGAGGACUAGGCGUUUCUGCUGGAUGCAUUGUCCAGCCCACAGUAUAUACAGUCUCACAGCUCCUGGCUGUCCAACCAGCUGCACCUCUCCAUCUCCACCGGUUGAGUGUAAAGCCCCGCCCAGCGAAGGCUGCGUUUGUAUCCCUGGUUACCUGCUGAGUCAGGAUCGCUGUGUGCCAUUGGCUGAGUGUGGCUGCUUCUAUAACGGUCAGUACCUUGUGUCUGGUCAGGGGUCGUACGUUGACUCUGAAUGCCAGCUACUCUGUGCAUGUCAUGGAGGGCGUGUGAGCUGUAAGUCCAAACCCUGCCCAAAAGGCCAGAGCUGUGGAGUGCAGAGGGGAGUGAGAGGCUGCUACGCCAACCGCCAACAGCAUGUCAAAGGAUGAAAGAGAAUCAGACAAAUGCAGACCUUCAUCACCUCUUCAUUGAAUCUGUUUUUCGGGUAAAUUUACCUAACAAUAUUAUUUUUAUACUGUAAACUAUCCUUUAGCUUUAUUCAGGUACUAGAGGCCAUAGUGUGUUACUGCUGUUAAAAAAAACAACUAAAAGUCAAAGUCAAUAUAUUCUCAGUCGCCUGUUUUUGACGUGUAUGGUCAUGUUUGGGGCUGCAAUGUUUGAUGCUGUUGUUCUGCAUUAUACAUUGAUUGAUUUUACAUCAUGUGAGGAGGCUAAAGAACAGAAAAAAUCAAGGCGCUAUAUUGUAGGCAGCUGGACUUGUUUCUUGAAGACGAAAGCCUCUCAUCUGACUGGCCUCUUCAGUUCAGUUGAGAACUCAAGCAAGUCGAGUUGUUCAUGUUAUAGCACCUAGAAUCACCAUGACCUGGAUGACUGAGAAUCUUCAACAGCCGUAACAGAAAGAGCUCUCUCUGAUGAUAAAGUUUAACAGCAGCACAAACCGCAGCCUCCAGAAUGAUCCUGAGGUUCUAUUAACGAAUCUUUAGAACUGUUUGGUCCAACAAAUGAUCAAUGAUCAUUUUAUAAUGUGACUUCAUCGUAGAAUUACCUGAUGAUUGGAAAUCAAAUGAGGAUUUUUGUUAACUGUGGACGAUUACAGUCAUGUUUGUGAGCCGCUUCCUGUAUUCUCUUCUUCCUGAUAUACAUGUAUUUCAAAUCAUUAAAAAGUAUUUCAGCAGCA
Plectropomus leopardus (leopard coralgrouper) is the source of this 8111-nucleotide messenger RNA. Its product is annotated as IgGFc-binding protein-like. The record is from RefSeq and is a predicted model, not a curated record. Gene Ontology annotation, cellular component: extracellular matrix. Lineage: Eukaryota; Metazoa; Chordata; Actinopteri; Perciformes; Serranidae. Gene Ontology annotation, molecular function: protein binding.